Molecule: messenger RNA, 804 nt
Organism: Aspergillus melleus
Lineage: Eukaryota; Fungi; Ascomycota; Eurotiomycetes; Eurotiales; Aspergillaceae
Gene: PRX1
Product: peroxiredoxin
Exons: 3
Coding region: 1-804 (267 amino acids)
Biological process (GO): cellular response to oxidative stress; cellular oxidant detoxification; cell redox homeostasis
Cellular component (GO): cytosol; mitochondrion
Molecular function (GO): thioredoxin peroxidase activity
Source: RefSeq, a predicted model, not a curated record
AUGGCCUCAUUUCUUCCCCGUGCCGGUCUUCGCGCCUUCACCGCUCUUCCCCGGGCCACUCCCUUGACUAGGGUUACUUUUGCCUCCAAGCUUCCCCGCACCCAGCCUUUUUCUCAACCCCUCGCUCGGCGAUUCCUCGCGACUGUUCCGCAGGAGCAGCCCAGAAUCCGUCUUGGUUCUACCGCCCCCAACUUCAAGGCUACCACCACGCACGGCGAGAUCGAUUUCCACGAAUUCAUCGGCGACAGCUGGGCCAUCCUCUUCUCACACCCUGCCGACUUCACCCCCGUCUGCACCACCGAACUCGGCGCAUUCGCCAAGCUUAAGGAUGAAUUUGACCAGCGGGGCGUCAAGAUGAUCGGGCUGAGUGCCAACGACCUCAGCUCUCACGACAAAUGGAUCGACGACAUCAACGAGGUCUCCAACACCAACGUGCAAUUCCCCAUCAUCGCCGACGCCGACCGUAAAGUCGCCUUCCUGUACGACAUGAUCGACCAGCAGGACCUGGAUAACAUCGCGGAAAAGGGCAUCGCAUUCACCAUUCGCUCCGUGUUCAUUAUCGACCCGUCCAAGAAGGUCCGGUUGACGAUGAUGUAUCCGGCUUCGACGGGCCGGAACUCGGCCGAGGUGUUGCGGGUGAUCGAUUCGUUGCAGACGGCGGAUAAGAAGGGCAUCGCGACGCCGAUUAACUGGAAUGUUGGUGAGGACGUGAUUGUGCCGCCGUCGGUGUCGACGGAGGAUGCGCGGAAGAAGUUUGGUGAGGUUAGGGAGUUGAAGCCUUACCUACGGUAUACCAAGUAUUAA